Molecule: messenger RNA, 750 nt
Organism: Clunio marinus
Lineage: Eukaryota; Metazoa; Arthropoda; Insecta; Diptera; Chironomidae
Source: the annotation of a GenBank genome assembly
AUGGAGACAAUUAAAAAGAACAAAACAAUUCAAGGUCUUCCAGAGGAAAUAAUUGAAAAACUUCUAAGCUAUCUAAGUGUUGAAUCAUUAAAAGCUGCUGCACUUACAUGCAAAAAACUUGCCUCAUUGACAUUUUUGGGUGGAAGAUUUCCCAAUGAUCUACCUCUAUAUGAGCGACUUGAAAUCAAUAAAAAUAUUAAAACACUCAGUUUUCCUAACUUUGUACUGUUAGGAGUGAAAGAAGAUGCUCUAAAAGAAUUUCUCAAGCACGUUCCUAAUGUUGAAAAGUUGAGAACAACUGGAAUGAUAAACUUGCAUGUAGUUUCGAAUGCAUUAACUCGUUUGACGCAUUUAGAACUUUAUGGCACUUCCUCAACUUUACACCAGAUUAAGUCGCAAAGCUUACAAUCAAUUACCAUUGAUGAAUUGAAGUUUAUUCCUGACUGGGAAAAAUUUGCAUCUGAUAAUCCGAGAAUGAACACAAUGAAAAUUGAAAAAGUCCCUGAAAAUUUUGACAUUGUAAAAUUGCUGACGAACAUGAAACUGCAGCGCUUGGAACUACCAAUGAUCAAAGUCGACGACAAUGUUUGCAAAACCUUACGCGAAAACACUCAAGAUAUGAUAUCGUUGAGUAUUCAUAAAGCAAGUUUUGUGAAUUGCCAAGAAAAUCUUUCUGAAGUCAAAUGCCUUCGAUUUCAUGAAAAGGAUGAAAAAUGUUGCUUUGAACGAUUUUGUCCUGGACUGAUUUAA